AUGAAGUUUCAUUUAAUUUCCCCUUCAACUACUUCAUUUACUCCUAUAUGGACAUCAUAAUAAUAGAAACGUCCUUAGAUUAAAUUAAGUGAGUUGGCAAAAUUUACAUAAUUACAGCUACCAAAAUAAGAGGAUAAUCAAAAAGCAUUAGAGUACAAAUAAAGAUAAUAAAAAUUGCUGAGAUAAUCAAAAAAUAAACCACUUUUAAAUGUUUUGACUAAAUCAUAAAUGCUUUAAGGUUAUUUAUCAAUGAGACCUUAAUAAUAAUAGAAGAAAUAAAUAAAAUCUAGAUCAUCAUCUUUGAUUAGUAAAUUAAAUUCUUCAAGUCCUGUUGUUUCAAUAAAUGAAUCUCCAAAAAUUGUUAGAGAGGAAAGCUAAAUAAUGAAUUAACCAAUGUAAUAAAUUCAACUUAUUGAAGAGCAGCAAUUAAGUCCAAAAGUCAUAAAACCAUUAAAAUAAGAAGCAUAUGCUAAAGCUUUAGAUUUUAUAAGGCCAGAAACUCCUUUAAAUUUUCGAUGUUUAGUUUAAGAUAUUUCAUAUAAAAAACAUAAAAUAAAUGUUAAUGCAAUAAUAAAGGAUAUGAUUAAUAAAUUAUAAAUACUAAGAAGAUUAGAAAUUAAAUAUAUAGAUAAACGAAUUUGGUCAAAUUAACCAUUUUAGAAGCGAAAUUAAUAUAGUUUUAUAAAAGCAUGCAAGACAGGUAAUUUAAAUUUAGUGAAAGAAUUACUUGAGUAAGAUAGAUUUUUAAACUUUGGUUUUGAUUAUGUAAAUAAAAAUUAAAUAUAUUUAGAUUCAUUAGACAGGAUUGCAUUGGGCAGUUAAAAGAUCUCAUAUACAAUUGGUUAAAUAUCUGUUAAAAAUAGGAUGUGAUGUUGAUGCUUAAGAUCUAAUAGGUAGGCCAGCAUUGUAUUUUGCAAUAGAAUAAAAGGAUGCGAAAACAGUUAAAGUAAAAAUAUGAAUAAAAUUAAUGUAGUUAUUACUAGAAAAUAAUGCAAUCCCUUGGAGUACUUAAAAAAUUACUUAUUCUAAACUUUGCAAUGAUGAUCUUUAGAUAAUGUUGUUAUUGAAUAAAGCAAGAAAAGUACAUGUUAUAUAUCGAAUGGUUGAUGCAAAAAAGAGAAUAUAAAUAAAAUAGAAAGCGUUGACUGGAUUAUUUGAUGUUUGA
Messenger RNA from Paramecium sonneborni, 1165 nucleotides. The record is from the annotation of a GenBank genome assembly. NCBI's taxonomy places the organism in Eukaryota, Ciliophora, Oligohymenophorea, Peniculida, Parameciidae.